UUUUUACAGUCUAUGGUUUUGAGGCGGAAAAUAACAGAAAGAAGGAGGGAGGAGCUACAAGCUGAAAGUACUCUUGUUUUAAUUUCAUUUCGGGGAGAUAUAGCUACGCUUUGUUUAUCUUUUGUGUUAUACAGAUGUUUUUUUAACUAAAUUGGAUAUAUUGGUUCUGUGCAAGUUGAGUGUAACUCAUGUCUUGUCGUCGCGCUGUAAGACGGAGUUCAUCUGUAGCGACGAGUGGAGUUUGAGCUCGAGCUUCUCUGCUUUCAUCGCAGCAGGACGCCCGCAAAACACAAAAGCCGCGAUCAAGACUGCCUGUGAUAAGAAAGAAUGACAACAGAACGGCACAAAAGCAUGGAAGAACAUCGUAAUAUGGCAUUACAUCUUAAUUCCGUACUAAUUGAUAAAGGUCCUCCAGCGCUUUAUCGUUUGAACACAGAAAGAAAAUAUAUUGAUGGGACUAAUAAAAAGGUCAGACAGUGGAUAUAUGGACAAAGAGACAGAAACAAGCAGAACAAAGUCAUACUGAUGGUGGGAGAAACCGGCACUGGGAAAACAACCAUGAUCAACACCAUGAUCAACUACAUACUGGGAGUGAAGUUUGAGGAUCAAGAGUUUUAUCAAAUCACAGAAGAAACUAAACCUAAAGAUCAAUCACAAUCCCAGACAUCAGAGAUCACGGUUUAUGAGGUGUUUGUUGAAGAAAACCCAACAUCUCUGACCAUCAUUGACACUCCAGGAUACGGAAACACUGAAGAACACGAGAAAGACAGAGAAAUUUCUGAGUAUCUGAUCAGAUUAUUUUCAGAUGAGGAUGGGAUUCAUAAUAUUGAUGUAGUGUGUUUAGUGAUGAAGGCGUCUCAGAAUCGACUCACUGACAAAGAGUUUUACAUCUUUCACUCAGUUCUGUCUCUGUUUGGUAGAGAUAUAGAGGAGAACAUAGUGUUUCUACUCACACAUUCAGAAGGAGGACCUCCAACAGAUGUUCUUAACGCCAUUAAAACAGCAGCAAUACCCUGCAGAAGAGAUGAGAGAAAUAGACCUGUUCACUUCUUAUUUAGCAACCAGCAGAAACAGCAAAGAGAUGAAGAGUAUGAGCACAUAUACAGAUCAUCAUGGGAAAUGGGAGAGAGAAGCAUGAAUCAGUUCUUCACACUUCUGGGUAGAAUGAACAGAAAAAGUGUUCAGAUGACAUUAGAUGUUCUGAAAGAGCGAAGACGACUCGAGGCCUGUGUCAAUAAUCUUGUGGAACGAAUCUCUUAUAAAGAGUCAAAAACUGAAGAACUUAAUCAGAUUCAAGAAGCCCUCAGACAGAACAGAGACAAGAUUAAGAGAUGUGAAAACUUCCAGUUUACAGUCAAUAGAGUUGUCAAAGAAAAAGUCCUCAUUGAAAAUGAAUGGUGGUGGAACAGAAACGCAACCUGCUGCUCCGUCUGUGAGGAGAACUGUCAUGAAUGGGGCUGCUGGUGGGCGAAAGAUCUCUCGUGGUGUUCAGUCAUGGAAAACAAUCACUGCACUGUGUGUACAAGGAAGUGUCAUUACAGCAAACACAUCAAAGAGAACAAAAAAUAUGAGAUGAGAAAAAAACCAGUCAUUAUGACAUUUGAUAAACUCAAACGGGAGUAUGAACGCACUGGUGACCAUCCUGAAACCAGCUUUGACCAAAACAUAUAUGAAAAUACUAAAAAGGAGCAUGAAAGUAUUGAGAAAGAGUCAGAGGAUAUAACUAAAAUAGAAAAAACACUGAACCACGAACUGGAGGAGAUUCAAAAAGAAAAGUCCAACCUGCUGCAUGAAGCUUAUAAGAUCAUCAUGAGUCUCUCUAAUAUCACAUUAAAAUCAGACAGCGCUUUCACUCUUCAACAUCUGGAUUUCUUGAUUCCCAGAUGGAAGGAGGAGGGAAAAGAUGAAUGGAUAAAGAACCUGGAGGAUCUGAGGAAAGCUGGAGAAGAGAGGAAGAACAAAGGGGCUUUAGACUAUCUGGUGGCUUUUGGCAGACAAAAAUGGAACAAAUUUCGUGGUAAAAAUUAAUCAAAUCUGAAAAGAUGCUGCUCCAUUAGUGAAAAUUAUUCACUCAAAAAAGGGUUUACUGAGCAUAGGAAAUCCUUUAUUUAAUCUCUCAAAAAUGUAUAUGUGAAUCUGCAAACAAAAUUCAAGACUGAACUGAACACAAGAAAAAAAAAAACAUCAUGCAAUAAAACUCUCUAAUCUGGAGAUAUGAUCUCAAAGAAAGAAAUAUAACCAAAUUUAUCUUCUUAUUCUUCUACUUUCCCUCCUUUCACUUUGGCUCAAGACCUGAAAAGCUAAUCAAGAAUUACUACAUGCCACACAUGAUGUAUCUUUUCAAUCUAUUGUUUUUUUUUGUUUUUUUCCUUUUAAUGUUUGAUAUAAUUUUAAUCACCUCAGUGUGAUCAGUAAAAUGGUCUCAAUUUCACAGCAGUCAUUUAUAUUAUGUGAUGUAUGUUAUGUUUACAGUUCUUUUGUUCUAAUCUGGUGUAUAUUUCUAGUGUAACUAGAAAAGGCCUACACAGAGCUGUCCUGCACUCAGAGCACUCACAACUACUGCGUGUUUCUUUACUGUGAGAUAUGCAUCUUCAACUCCUAGAUUUAUCUUUGAGCAACUGAUGUUAUGAAUUGAUCAUUUCUGAAUUGGCCUAUAUUUGUUUAAUUGUGUAAUUUUCUUGAUAUAUGUUACCUGACAAAUAAAAUGAUCUACUUGUUUGAUUA
Messenger RNA from Onychostoma macrolepis, 2724 nucleotides. RefSeq lists its product as uncharacterized. The record is from RefSeq and is a predicted model, not a curated record. Gene Ontology annotation, molecular function: GTP binding. Bases 328 to 2028 code for a protein of 566 amino acids. Lineage: Eukaryota; Metazoa; Chordata; Actinopteri; Cypriniformes; Cyprinidae. The transcript is spliced from 3 exons.